UUUGACGAGGAACGACCCCACAUAAUUUGCUCUGCAUUUUAAUCUUCUGUUCCGCCACCAAGAGAGGGUUACAGAAACACAUCCAGCAGAAGUGUGCCUUUUCAAUAUCACUCGGAUGCUUCGAUCCUUCUCUGUAAAUUCUUCCCAUCUCUGUACGUCUCUUGUCGAUUCGUAGACUAGUUCUUUGAUUAGGGGCGAUUUUGAUUCCGUUUCAGUCACAGUGAAUCAGCGAUUGCACCUUGGCUCAAUGAGAACUGAACGUAGGCGGAUCUCCAAGCAGUCUUCGUGGCCGAAAAUCGUCGUGAGAAAAUGGCUGAAUAUACAGAGCAGACGGGAAGAGUUCCACUCCGAUAGUUAUUCGUUAAAAGACGUCUACGAUUCAUAUCCUCCAUGUUUCUGGUUUCGGAUUAAGAAGUCGUUAGCCAAUUCAGAUAAAACGGAGAUGAGGAAGAGGACGUAUAGCUGCUGUGCGGACCAGGACUGCUGCGUCGUCGUUCCGAACGAUUUUCCAGAAGUCUGUUUGAUGGGAGCAAACAAUGGGCCAGGAGUUGAGCCGGAAGUAGCAGUUGCCACAGAACCAUUAAACCCCAGGAUGUUCGUGGGGACAUGGAAUGUAGGAGGGAAAUCGCCACAAGAGGAGUUGAACUUGAGAGAUUGGCUGAGGUCCACCCCAUCAGCUGAGAUCUACGUUAUUGGGUUCCAAGAAAUCGUCCCUCUAAAUGCGGGGAACGUAUUGGGCGCAGAAGACUACGGUCCAGCUACAAAAUGGCUUUCCUUGAUUCGACAAGUUUUGAAUGACACCCAGAAUGACCCCGAGCUUUCCCAAUGUAACAACAAUGGAUCAGGCUCGGAGCAUACGCCGCAAGGUGACCAGCGUGGGAGCUUGAAACCAAGAGUCAGCUUCUCAGACUUGCUUUACUUAGAAGACGAACUUGAGAAAGAGGACUUCCAUAAAAUGGUGAACUCAAAUUCGAAUGGAAGGUAUGGGGAGGGUCUCUUGCCUUCCUCAACUUUCAGGUCGGGGAGACGAAACAGUCCCCCUCAGCGACGUUUCUGUCUGGCGGCGAGCAAGCAGAUGGUUGGAAUCUUCUUGUGCGUGUGGGUUCGAACGGACCUUUACAAGCACGUUCGAAACACGAAGGUCUCCUGCGUCGGCAGAGGCCUUAUGGGAUAUCUUGGGAACAAGGGCUCAAUAUCAAUCAGCAUGACAUUGUACCAAACGACAUUUUGCUUUGUGUGCACCCACUUGACCUCCGGGGAGAAAGAUGGUCACGAGAUCAGAAGAAAUACAGACGUUGCAGAAAUUUUGAAGAAAACAAGGUUUCUCCAUUCGGCUAGAGGUCCUGAAGAACUACUUCCUCCUGAUACAAUAUUGGAGCAUGACAAGAUUAUUUGGCUUGGGGAUUUGAAUUAUCGGCUUGCAGCUGGUUGUGGUGAUACCCAUGAGCUAUUAGAGAAUCAUGAUUGGCAGGCACUUCUAGAGAAGGAUCAGCUAAGGAUAGAACAGAGAGCUGGUCGAGUAUUUAAAGGGUGGGAAGAGGGGAGGAUAUAUUUCGCUCCAACUUACAAGUACCUCCCCAAUUCUAACAGUUAUGGUGUCCAAGCAUCCAAAUCUAAAGAGAAACGACGCACUCCUGCCUGGUGUGACAGGAUUUUGUGGAAGGGGGAAGGACUGAAACAAAUCCUGUAUUUGAGAGGGGAGUCCACAUUUUCAGACCACAGACCCGUCUAUUCACUGUUCUCAGUUGAAGUUGACGCUGCAAACAGAAGCAAGGAAAUCAGCACAGCACCCACGUCCACCGAGUUCUGCAUCAACAAACUAUCAGCAAAUGCUGUCUUGUCAUCAUCGCGUGCGGCCAAAAUCCAAGCCGAAGAACUUUUGCUAUAUCUCCGUACACGAUGCUGCGUGGACACUGCCUCGUCCAGACAACCUCGAAGACCGACAAGCAUCCGACGUCUGAUAACCGCCGGUGUUCCCGGUAUUUUAAGUGGGACAGGCAUGCAGCGCGGUGCCAGGGGUGCGAUAUCUAUACAUACAUUGAUAUUUAUGGUGAGAGUAUAAAUAGGGAAAGUGUUUGUAAGUGGCUGGAACUCUGGGCUCUUAGUCAUGCGCGCUCAUAUAUAUCUUUUUUUGAAGCCGUCGAUUUGAUUAAAAACCCAUAAGGUCCAGUGUUUUUACAGAGUUUAGUUCAGCUUUUGCAGAAUAGUGGUUCGUGUGUUUAUAUUUUGUAGCGAAAAGGUGGAGAGAGAGUUAAAGUUGGAGCUGUACAGUAAAAGCUAAAAGGUCGAUGCAUGCAUGGGUUUUAUGGCUUUCAAAUUUUUCUGAAUGAUGAAAUUCAGAGUG
This is a messenger RNA of Carya illinoinensis, 2344 nucleotides long. RefSeq names its product type I inositol polyphosphate 5-phosphatase 8-like. Gene Ontology annotation, molecular function: inositol-polyphosphate 5-phosphatase activity; phosphatidylinositol-3,4,5-trisphosphate 5-phosphatase activity; phosphatidylinositol-4,5-bisphosphate 5-phosphatase activity. Gene Ontology annotation, biological process: phosphatidylinositol dephosphorylation. The transcript is spliced from 12 exons. NCBI's taxonomy places the organism in Eukaryota, Viridiplantae, Streptophyta, Magnoliopsida, Fagales, Juglandaceae. The record is from RefSeq and is a predicted model, not a curated record. The coding region runs from base 248 to 2062 and encodes 604 amino acids.